This is a messenger RNA of Dacryopinax primogenitus, 1257 nucleotides long. RefSeq lists its product as uncharacterized. The record is from RefSeq and is a predicted model, not a curated record. The transcript is spliced from 3 exons. Lineage: Eukaryota; Fungi; Basidiomycota; Dacrymycetes; Dacrymycetales; Dacrymycetaceae. The annotation marks the transcript as partial.
ACCAUCCUCAAAGUCGUACAGCAGAUUGCCGAUCAUGUUGCAGAGAACGGAGACCUCCACAGUAUGAUGUUGACAUCGCGCAUGUGCUUUGAUACCGCAGCGCCGCUCAUAUGGAGAAGACUUGCCUACGAAGAAGUAGACGCACUGCUGAAGAUUCUGUUUGUGGACUGGGAGAAUAAUGGCACUAGGAUAGUACCAUUAAGCUUGGAACGAUUUACUCUCUAUGCGGCAUUCGCGCGAUCCAUUGAGAUUAGCGACAUCUUCGCUUACUGGUAUGAAGAUCAAAGCAGGAUUAAAUUCGACUUCCCAGGGCACCUUAGGACUGCCUUCGAUCACUUAUCGUCUAAUACGGAGCACUGGUUUCCGAACUUACAGUUCCUUUCACUCUUCUGGGCAGAGUGUUUGGAGACACUCCUUGUAACUACCCAAUUCAUCGUCCCAUCCCUACGGAAGAUUGAAUUGCACACUGUUCGUCCCAAAAACUUUGAAGGCAGUCAAACCUGGCCCCUCGCAGUGGAUGGACUAUUGCGCCGAAUCGGCGGCACAGUGCACCAUCUUGGCUCGCUGUCGUUCUGGGAAUCCACCGAUGACCGAUGCGGCGAACGCGCUUUGGCCAUUUUAAUUCCAACGAAUCCUCUUACGCAACUAUCCAUAUCUCCUGCUAUGUUAUCUCGAUCGGUGGUGAAGACAGCAAUCGGCAGCAGUGAUUUGAAGAGCCUGGAAUUGUUCAGCUUCCGCCCUGCUCGUGUAGAACCACCUCUAUCAAGCUUUCUGAGUGUCAACACACUCCAAAGCCUUGUUAUUACCGCGGUCCCGUCCAUUGUCCUCAAAUUGCUCCGAUUUCUCGUCGCUGACCUUCAUCACAUUACAAUCUCGAUGAAAACCCUGCACGUGCAUCCCAUAGAAAGUGCCCACUAUCAACAGCUCGGCCGCUUGGUAGCGGAUCGUUUUCCACACGUGGAAGAAUUGAUUUUGAUUUUCAGUCAGCUCUACCGUGACGAGCCACUACUCCUGGAUUACUUGGAGCCUCUGAACCGUUGUUCUUCUCUGGCUUUAUUCUCUCUCUAUCAUGGUGGCAUCCUGGACGUGCCAGAUGGGAAGCUCGACGCAAUGGCGACGGGAUGGCCAUUGUUGCGCGAGUUCUCCUUGACCUGCCUGCACGACAAGAUCUCUUCCUUCAUUUUUGGGAAGGAAGCCGGAAUGUCACCAAUAUUGAAGGACCGGCCAUUUUCCUCUCGCUUCUAUGGCCGCGACUGA